UAUACACAGACCAAGAGCCACGACACAAUUGCUCUAGACCAGCAGAGCGCAAGUCAAUCUACGAGCGAAGACCAUCCGAGCAGCCACACGCUUCGCCACUCUCCCCGUCACAAUUAUCGCACCGUAACCGCUUCGAUCCAUCGAGCAGCAUGGCGGCGGUGCUGUCUCCUGCGUCGCUUAGCGUGCAGACAACAAGCGAGUCGCACGCCAAUAGCUCCGCCAAGAAGCGUCCACUGUCUCCCCCGCGGCCGCUAGAUGAGGUGCCCGACGUAUCGGCCGAAGACCUCACGACCCCCAGGCCGACAGCCGGUGGUGGCGGCGGCGGAUCCGUAAGCCCUAAGAACGAGUCCGUGGCUGCCAUCGACCCGCACCAGCUCAAGCUGCUCAAGGUCAUUGGUCGAGGCACCUUUGCGCGUCAAGUGGCCCUGGCCCGUCACAGCGAGACACAAAGCAUGUACGUGGUCAAGACAUUGGACAAGAGCAAGUUAGUGCAACGCAAACAAGUGGUUCACACGCUCGCGGAGAAGAAGGUGCUUGAGAAACUGGGUGGCCACCCGUUCAUCGUCAAACUCUACUCUUCUUUUCAAACCGAUCGCGACCUUAACUUCGUGCUCGAGUACUGCCAAGGAGGUGAGCUCUUCUUCCACUUGCAGCAGCAAUUCUCGCAGAAAUUCGACGAGAACACCACUCGGUUCUACGCUGCUGAAGUGCUCGCAGCACUGAGUGAGCUACACUCCAACGGCGUCGUGUACCGCGAUCUUAAGCCAGAGAAUGUUCUACUCGACGCUCAGGGGCACGUUAAGCUGGCUGACUUUGGCUUUGCCAAGCAGGACAUGGGUCCUGGUCAACGCACCUACUCAUUCUGCGGUUCACCCGAAUACUUGUCACCCGAGAUGGUCAAGAAGAACGGCCACGGUAUGGAGACGGACAUGUGGUCUUUCGGCUGCUUCAUCUACGAGCUGCUGACGGGUUCCCCUCCAUUCCAAUGCGACGAUAUGCACCGCCUUUUCCGGCUUAUCCAGCAAGGACGUGUAUGGUAUCCUCCCUAUCUUUCGGGCCAUGCAAUGUCACUACUCAAGGGCUUGCUGUGCGUGAACCCUGCUAGCCGGCUUACAGCAGCACAGGCCAUGGAGCACCCGUUCUUCACGCUGUCACUCAAUUGGGACGAGCUCGUCCAGCGCCAAGUGACGCCUCCCAUUGUACCUGUGUGCCAUGGCUGCGACUGCACCGACAAUUUCGACGACGACUUCACGAACGCGCCCGUGGCUUCCCUCAAGCUUCAAUCGGGCGAUCUUGUCAAGCGCGUUCGACGCGACGACUGCUCCUGUCCAAUCGGUCGAGCAGACGAGUUCCAAGACUUCUAGCCAUCGAUAUCCCAUCUGUUCAAGACGUUGCAGCGGCGAGUGGAUUCAUUCCUCCUAAAGAGAUCCAGCAAGCUGCGGACAAAGAGAUCCAUGUUCAUAGGUUUCAUGUAGUUAGGGACGGCUUCCUUUGCUCGUUUAAUGUUUUUUAUGGGGUACUUCGUCGUGUACGUAAAUAAUUUAUUCACAAGU
Molecule: messenger RNA, 1553 nt
Organism: Phytophthora nicotianae INRA-310
Lineage: Eukaryota; Oomycota; Peronosporomycetes; Peronosporales; Peronosporaceae
Product: AGC protein kinase
Exons: 1
Coding region: 150-1364 (404 amino acids)
Biological process (GO): protein phosphorylation
Molecular function (GO): ATP binding; protein serine/threonine kinase activity
Source: RefSeq, a predicted model, not a curated record